AUGAGCGCCGCAGAAAUGGUACCAGCGACUCUUGUAGCACUCAAGUGCUGCCAAGCGACAACAAAAUAUCCACAAAUGGAGCUGUCAAUCAUUUCGACACUAGCCUCAGUAAGACAAAAUCCUGCUCAGACAAAACAAAGUCCCAGUGACCACUCUGUGAGACGGUACUUAUCAACUUCCAACAUGAGACUUCUAAUAUCAGACAAGGACAAGAAGUUUGUUCUAUGCAGGGAGGAAGACUUUCUAUGCAGGGCCACAGACUUUCUCAACCAGUCGCAAGCUGUCAUCUUACCGGAAGACCCAACACCAGCCGUAUUAAGAAAAACAAAGAAAAUAAUUACUCUCCCAGGGGUCACUUCAGUUCUUUCGGGACGCUUGGACCCCCCAUCCAACGUCGCUUGUCCCAGACUUUUCUUUGAAGCAAAAACGCACAAAGAGAGCUGGCCGUUAAGGCCUUUAGUCAAUAAGCGGUCCCACCCUACAUACUUCCUCGAAAAAGCGCUUGCUAGAUUGCUAGGUGGGCUACUCCCUUCCUCCUCCCAAGUAGUGACCUCAUCUGUCGCGGCUAAAGAGAGGUUAUGCGCUACGCUGGCUGGCUUGAGUCCAGAUGCUUACACAUUUUAUAAAAUGGAUGUAGUCGCCUUGUACCCUUCGGUACCGCAUUUCGAAGCGGUAAUGCUAGCCAAUGCAUUACUUAUCAAAGAGGGCUUUAGUGCACAGCAAGUUUUAGAAGUUCGCGAAGCAUUACUCUUUAUUACGGAGCACAAUUACUUCCGCUUUAAUGGAAAGAUUUACCUGCAGAAGCAGGGGGUGCCAAUGGGCUCACCACUGUCAGCUGUAUUGGCAGAACUCAUCAUGCGGCGCGUUGAACACAGUGUUUUUAAAUUCCCUCUCACCAUAGCUUACCCCUUAAUUUAUUUAAGAUACGUAGAUGAUAUUCUUUUGGCGUGGCAGGAUACGGAAGACUCCUUCCGGGUAUUAGAACACCAUUUAUCAAAAAUGUAUGCCACUAUACACUUCAUGUGGGAGAAGGAAGUUGGGAGAAAAAUUGCCUUCUUGGACUUGCACAUUCAAAAAUCCCAGGAAGGCUUGAAGUUUUCCGUCUAUCACAAAUUUGGCAAUAUCCCACCCAUAAUACCGGCCACAGCCUGUCAACCACAGCAAUAUGUUAAUGCGGCCAUAGCUCCCUUGAUCAGACGGGCAUUCUUACUACCAUCGACACAACAACUUAUCAAUACCGAACUGGAUGCUGUCCGCACAGCGGUGUACGCGGCCGGAUUUAGUGAAUCCAAAUACAUCCAUGUUAAAAAUAGGGUCAUACAGUCUCUCUUCCCUGCCACCACAUUGCGCAGACCAAGGGACUGGACAACGCUCCGUCCCUCACUCCCAUACUGUGGACGCUUCACGGCCUGGAUCUGCCGGAUCUUUAGGCAGAAUGGCUUUCGUUUACCUAUUACCCCACGACCAUGUCUGUGA
Molecule: messenger RNA, 1476 nt
Organism: Centruroides sculpturatus (bark scorpion)
Lineage: Eukaryota; Metazoa; Arthropoda; Arachnida; Scorpiones; Buthidae
Exons: 1
Coding region: 1-1476 (491 amino acids)
Source: RefSeq, a predicted model, not a curated record